Molecule: messenger RNA, 2342 nt
Organism: Mus musculus (house mouse)
Lineage: Eukaryota; Metazoa; Chordata; Mammalia; Rodentia; Muridae
Gene: Pate9
Product: prostate and testis expressed 9
Exons: 3
Coding region: 92-397 (101 amino acids)
Source: RefSeq, marked validated
GUGCCUAUGUUGGAGAUUCCUUCCUGGUCUUUAGCUCUAUAAAGAGAGCGAAUGGUCAUACUUUACCUCAAGUUGCCUUCUAACAUCCAACAUGAAUCCGGUGACAAAAAUCAGUACACUGCUUAUCGUGACUUUACCCUUUAUCUGCUUUGCGGAGGCUCUGAAAUGCUUCCAGUGCACUUUGUUCAACUCUAAGGGGAAAUGUUUGUUCCAAGAACCCCCCUGUGAGACCCAAAAUAAUGAAGUAUGUGUCUUGUGGGCAAAGUUUGAAGGUGGCAGGUUCAUGUAUGGGUUCCAGGAAUGUUCUCACACUUGUGUUAAUCAAACACUGAACUUGAGAAAUAAAAGAAUUGAAAUGAAAUGUUGCAAUGACAAAUCUUUCUGCAACAAGUUUUAGAAGCAUAAACCAUCUUGACAUGUUCCAAGGACAGUUCUGAGCCCUUCAUCCUCCUCCUGUGCCCUCACAACACUGCACCAUCUAUUCCAGCACUGCCCAUGCUCUGAUACCUGCUUGUACUCUGCACCAGGUGUGGCUAUUUGGACAGUUCAGCUGGGGAUAGAGAAAUGCCCUGUGGUCCCCACAACCCUCAGUGCUUCUCCCUCUUUUGUAGAUCCUGAUUUCCUUCCUUCUCACCUUCUAGUCUUCCAGGACUGACAGAUUGCACACUCUUCUGCUGCUCAUACUGACUUGUUUUUGUCAAAUGCAUCUGAUAACUAAUACUGUUGUUAGGUGCUAGUUCUCCAACAGUGACUAUGGCAGAGAUGACACCUGCCCUUGAUGACCAGUUCAGUGAUGCAUUUUUCUAUUCGGUUGGCCAUCAAACAAUAGCUCUAGCAUCUUACUGCAGUUUUAUUCAUAGAAUUUCAUGUGUGUGUCAGGGAGUUUUGCACUGCUGUGGCCUGAGUAGAACAACAUAAGGGACACCUAGGUGAGGUGGCAUAUGCCUUAAACCCCAGCACUUGAGAGGCAAAGGCAGGAGGAUUUCUAUGAGUCUGAGGCUAGAUUGUUCUACUUAGCAAUAGUGCCUCAACACACACACACACACACACACACACACACACACACACACACACACACACACACUCACACACACACACACACUCACACAUGCACGCACAUGCACACAUGUGCACACAUUUUCCCCUUCAGAGCACCUGUGUCCUACUAGCUCCAUCUCUGGAGAGUACUUGAGUUCACAUAAUUUCAUUUAAUCUCUUUUUAUGUUGUGAAUAUUUUCCUCCAGUCAAUAACUUUUUAGAUGCUCAACAUUGCCUUUCCAAGAGCAACAGACAUUGAUUUUUAAUAAUAUUGUCUGUAGUUUCAUUAAGUUGCUUCGCUAAAACACUGUGAUGGAAAACAAUUUAGAGGUGAGCUUGUUUAUGUAACCUUAGAGGCUACAGUGAGGCUCUAAUGUGUCACCACCAGCUUCUCCUAUGGACUGGAUGUGUGAGUUACCAGAGAUCCAUAUGUUCAAGUUUAGUCCCUGAGAUGGUGAAAUUUGGAAGUGAGGCUUUUGGGAGGAGAUUAAGUUAUGAGGGUAGACCCAUAACAAAUGAGACUCAUGCCCUUAUCUAAGAGACAAAUACAGGAAUUCCUAGUAUUUAUGUAUUUAUGAAUAUACAUAUACAUAAAUAUCCAUAUAUUUAUGUAACAACAGUGAAAAAGAGGCCAUGAAUUUGAAAAGAAGCAAGGGAGAUAUAAGGGAAAGUUUGGAGGGAGAAAAGAAAGAGGAAUUUAUAGUUAUAAGAAAAGGAGUAUAAUUAUGCUAUAAUCUCAAAAAAUGAAAAAUGAUUUAAAAUUUUCUUGUUCAGAAGCUGGAUAGUCUAUUCAUUUUCUUUCUUUUCUCUUCAGCGUCCUAAAUGAACUGAGGCAACGACUUAUCUAAGAUAUCAAAAUUAUUUGCUAACGUCAAAAUUCUUAGAGAAUACAAAUACUCCUUUAUUUCUGUAAUUUUAAACUUUGGAGUUUUAUAUUUGUUUUGUCAUGCAUUUUACUUAAUGUGUAUACUAUUUAUGGUGGAUCAAAGAUAUUUUGUUUCUUUAUUUUUUGCCCAUGAAUGUCCAAUUAUCUUUUGAUAAUUUGUUUGAAACUCCUUUCUUCUCAUAAUUAUAAAGGCCAAGUGUCCACAUCCAUGUAAGUUUAUAGCAAAAUUCUAUAUUUUUCUUUCUUUCAUUAUAUCCCACUAUUUUCCUUGAUAACUGUAGAGUUUUUGGACCUUUAAAAUCAGACAAUGUGUCUUCUAAUUUUGCUCCUUUUUUAAAAGUUAAUUUGAGUAUUUUAAGGUCUUUGAAUUGCUAUAGAUAUUUUCAGAUCAUCGUAUUGAUUUCUAAUAAAAUGAUUG